Molecule: messenger RNA, 882 nt
Organism: Sclerotinia borealis F-4128
Lineage: Eukaryota; Fungi; Ascomycota; Leotiomycetes; Helotiales; Sclerotiniaceae
Source: the annotation of a GenBank genome assembly
AUGGCUACAGCCAUAGAUUGGGAUAAACCGGGCAAAUACCCCAUCGUUCUCGGCGAUACUUUGCUUGGAAAAGCUCCCAAUAAUAUAUAUACCGGCAUUCGCUACAACCACAAACCCGACCCCUCUGCCGGAACCACUGCCAACUCCGCACAACUGAGACCCUCUUCAAAUCCCACCUCUACGAAUUAUGACCUUUCCCUCUCCGACAAUAACGAUGAUUAUACCUAUACUGGAGCCCGAACCUCAGGAGACGACCAAUAUGUACUCACGUUUGAUCCCGUCAGGAAAGUUUUGGUUUUGGAUCGCAUAGAUUCUACGUUUGAUAUGAAUCUGACAAGCGCACCAUGGACGGAUGACGCUGCUCAAUUACAAUCGCAAUACGAACAAUUAGAACCACCGACGAAGGUCGUUAUAGAGGAACCCCAACCUAAAAUGCCUCAAAAGAAGGCUCCUAAAACAAAAGUUACGGCGGCAACGAAAGCAAAACCUGCUCCCCGCGCAAAAGUAGAAAAGCCCCAGAAGCCGAGACCGCCACCACGCGAACCAACGCCCGAACCAGAAGACGAAUCAGACGACGGGCUUACAGUUGAAUAUCCAGACGGGCAGAGCUCCCAACAACAAUAUGAGUAUAGGGCUCCGAUAUUCCAAAGGGAGCCAAGUGAAGAAAUCAGCGAUGAAGAUGAGGAUGCGGAUUAUGAUCAAAUCUAUGAACAAAACCAGGAUGUUGAUCAUUUAAAACUACCUAGUCCAGUCAACAAUCCCGUACCCAUUAGUGAUGAAGAUUUGGAGGCAACCUUGGAGGCGGAUCUGCAGGCGGAAAUGGAAAAGGAGCUCAUGAUGAAUCAACAGGGAGACGAGAGUGAUGAGAGUGAAGAGGAAUAA